CGCUCGGCCGCCGCCGCCCACUCUCCCCCCGCCGGCUUUGCGCCCCGACUGGAGGGCGGGCAGGCAAUAAAGGGCGGCUGCGAGCCGGGCGCGGGCCCGGGACUGAGGACACCUUGCAGCCGGCAGCGCACCCCAGGAGGAAAGGUGGGAGCCCCGCCCGCCACCAAGCAGGAGCGGCGGCCCCGGGAGCCCGGGUCUUGCGGGGCCAGGUGUCCAGAAUCCUGCAGUGUGUGAUAAGUUCCUUGUCCAUUCUUCAAGUCCAGAGGAACUCUUGGUGCCAGAGCACGUAUCCACUUCUCCCUACAAACACCCAGCAAUGAGAGGUGAAACCAGCUGAAUGCACCUGGCACUUCAGGGAACAUAGGUUUGGCUGGAAGAAAAAUCCCCUCAGGAUUUUUCAAAGACUGUUCUGCCAUGACCACUGCACGUUACCGGCCCACCUGGGACCUGGCCCUAGACCCACUGGUGUCCUGCAAACUCUGUCUUGGGGAGUAUCCUGUGGAGCAGAUGACAACCAUCGCCCAGUGCCAGUGCAUCUUCUGUACUCUGUGCCUGAAACAGUAUGUUGAGCUCUUGAUCAAAGAAGGAUUAGAAACUGCAAUCAGCUGCCCUGAUGCUGCCUGCCCUAAACAGGGCCACCUACAGGAGAAUGAGAUUGAAUGCAUGGUUGCAGCUGAAAUUAUGCAAAGAUAUAAAAAGCUACAAUUUGAAAGAGAGGUGCUCUUGGACCCCUGUCGGACUUGGUGCCCAGCAUCUGCCUGCCAGGCUGUGUGCCAGUUGCAAGAAUUAGGACCGCAGACCCCUCAGCUGGUGCAAUGCAAAGCCUGUGACAUGGAAUUCUGCUCCAACUGCAAAGCCAGCUGGCAUCCUGGCCAAGGAUGCCCAGAGACCAUGCCCAUCACCUUCCUUCCUGGGGAGACAAGCUCUGCCUUCAAGCUGGAGGAGGAUGACGCGCCCAUCAAGCGCUGCCCCCAGUGCAGGGUCUACAUAGAGCGAGACGAGGGCUGUGCACAGAUGAUGUGCAAGAGUUGCAAGCACGCCUUCUGUUGGUACUGCCUGGAGUCUCUAGACGAUGACUUUCUCCUGAUCCAUUAUGAUAAAGGGCCCUGCAGGAACAAGUUGGGCCAUUCCAGGGCAUCUGUGAUCUGGCAUCGGACACAAGUUGUAGGCAUUUUUGCUGGAUUUGGGCUCCUGCUUUUGGUGGCCUCACCCUUCCUGCUCCUGGCCACUCCAUUUGUCCUUUGCUGCAAGUGCAAGUGCAGUAAAGGUGACGAUGACCCACUACCCACCUAGAGUGAAGCGUGAUGCUGGAAGAAGACCCAUGCCUCCAGGAAAUGUGGCUCUCCCCCACCCCAUCCUGCCGCCCCCCCUCACUAAACAUCUUUCUGCCUUAUGUGCUCCAUUGAGCUUCACAGUGUCACGCCGGAUGCCGUGAUUUCAGGGACUGAUGUCAGAACGUUUGUGGUGACCCCAGGUGCAAUUACCUAGGCAUGUGGAAAGCAAGGCUGGCACUAGUAGGACACAUCCCCACAGAAUUGGUCUCUGCACAUUUGACAAGGGAGUUGCUGUCAGAAGCACAGCGAGAACGUUUUCUCCCAGUAGUGAUAGACUAGGAGUGUCUGGUGGCUGCUUAAGAGACCUUCUCAUACAAAAUUUUCUAAGUCUUCUCUGUGGCUUCAAGAUGGCACUGUGUAGCUGAGAGAAGUCUUUUUUAAAGGAUUACAACUCAUGUCAGACAGAGUCCAAUUAGUCUGACUUGAGAAAAGCACUCUGUUUAUGACAAAUGUUUUUAUUUCUAAUAGCAUUUAGUAAAAUCCUUUUUUAGAAGGUGUUCUCUUCUUCUUCUCCUCCUCCUCCUCCUCCUCCUCCUCCUCCUCUUCCUCCUCCUCCUCCUCCUCCUCCUCCUCCUCCUUCUUCUUCUUCUCCUCCUCCAUCUCUUCCUCCUCCUCCUCCUCCUUCUUCGUAGUGAAAAUCAACAAGGUGCAUCUAAACCAUCUUAUGCCUUUCUUAAAAUUUGCAUUUAAAGAAGUUAUUGUUUAAAGACUUUUCUGGCUAGGCCACUUUUUAGGAGAUUUGGAAAGCCUUAUGCUCUCUUUGUGUUUCUCUUGAAUCUUGUAAUGACUUUUUGACUGCUGUGAGCUGUGUACUGUCACAUAUAUGGCUCUUCUAUCAGCAUUUCUUUGGAGCUCCUGACAUUUUUAAAGGACCAUCUCCAUUACUAGAUUUGCCUUUUUGUUUUUCUUCUCCUUGGUGAUUUUAUUCAGCUGCCAGGAUUUUACCCCUUCUCACCUAGAUAUCAACAGAUACAUUUUUUAAAUGUCUUCGGAAAGCAAAAGUUUUACUAGGGCAUAGUUUCCUGGGAAACACAGCAGUUUGGAUGCUUGUCUGUCUCCUCAAAUAGUGCAAAGAAUAUGAUGGUAUUACUGAUCCUCAGAGACAGGGCAUCCUGACAGGGCUGGAAAACAAGAUUUUUGGAUUGUCUCCAUUUUUAAAUGGCUACGUUAUGUUGGAGAAAGCAUAGAUCUUACAAUGUGCCAAGUCCUGUUGCUGAUCAUUUUGCCUCUGCUGAAAAACAUCUUCCAUUUCACUCCCUUAGUCUGAUGAAAAGGGAUUUUACCACUGGGUCUUUUAUAGGUCAUAUGUGACUGUUACCGUGGCAGCAGAUGCAGUGCUCAGUAAGAACACACACACACACACACACACACACACACUCACAUUCACACACACUAUUCCGUCAAUUAACUUUGAAAAAUGAGGAUAGUGUAUUCUUUAAAGGGGGUUGACUUAAUGUGGCUUUUAAAGUUGCAUGUGCUUUGCAAGAUCAAAGUGAUUGCAUUGAACUUGGGACUUCUUUAAAAAAUAACAGAAAGUCGAAUGUUGCAGAUGUAUUAUAAUGGGACGUUUUAGAACUUUUUAAGCAUUCCAGAAAGACAAAAUCUGACUCUUAACCUUUUUUUUUUUUUUUUUUUUGCUUUUUGCAAGCAAAUUUGUGAAGUAGGGUGGAGUUUUGCACACUUGACUUCUGCAUCUGUGUACCUUUCCUCAGGUCUUGGCUUUCCUUCCUACUUAGAACAUUCCCCUUCACUCCUAAACAUUUGCUAGGUCAGACAGUGUGGGAUUGCCUCAUUCUUUACCUUCCGUAUUUAUUUUCCUUGUAAAACUGAUGUCAUUUAGGAAGUCAGUGUGGAUCCAAAACAUGCUGAUUUUGUUUGUUUGUUUAAUUGUGGUUUCAAAAUUCAGUAGUGAAGGGCCCAGGAUAGUUUUAGUGGGUUUGAUAUCUGACAUACCCUAAAAUAUAUAACUAGAAGAAGAAUAUUCCUGAGACCAACUUUUGGGGAGAAACCUGGGUUCUGAAUCUCUGGAGCUGGAGAGGUUAUCAUAGCGUUUUAGUCGUUUUUGUGGUAGGAGUGUCUUCUUCUGGUGAGGGGGGACCAUCCUGUGAGUCCUGAAGAUAAGGUUGGUGGCCUGAAUCUGAGAGGUCAGUCCGUGAUUUGUGAAAACAGUUAUUUGGCUAGCAACUUUUAUGGCACCUGUCAAAGAUGGCAGACUGGGGGUUCUGUUUCUAGUGAUCCCCAGGGCAAGCUUUCCUCACCACCACACCCCCAUCCCUGCAGCCUACCAAGCCUGUUUGUACUACUACCCAUUACACUUUUCAAGAAUGCAUAUAUUAGUUGUGCCCUUUGCUUGGGAGAAAAGUGACCAGAGCCUUUGGAAAAGUGUAUUCCCUAGGCUGGAGCUCAGAUUUAGACCCCUUUGUUCUCAGUGGGGUCAACCACCCACUCUGGAAGAAGGAGUUUAUGGUUCAGCAUUAUAGCCCAAUAUCACUUAUGACUUUUCAUCCUAUGAGUUUUUCAAGCAUGCACUUUGUCCUUGGCAGGAACCCUGGAGAUCUGAAAGUAGCACGUCUAUAUUCUGAGCUUCUGCGUCAGGCCUGUCUCAGUUCCAUUCCAUAAUAACAAACUAAACAUUAUCCAUUUCCAAGUAAGAUACCAGCAAGAACACACUGAAAUCCUUCUAUACUAUUGCAAUUCAGCCAUCAGACUUUUUUUUAAGAUAGGGCUGUAUACUCAUUGUUCAUGGAUUUGCAAUGUUAACAAUGCCUGCAUGAUCUAACAUGUAAAUAGAAUGUGAGAAAUGAUCUGCACUUUGAUUUGAGCCUUGCUAUUAUUCCCCAGUAAAACUUUGGGAUUUGUACACUUAGUAGGCAGACUCAUUCAUAUCACUAAUCACAGUUUAUCAUAAUUUAAAAUGGCAUCCACUUUUACAGAUCUUUAUACUUACACUCCACCAACACAUGUAAGUCAGUUCUUCAAGAGGCAUUUAACUCCUGGGUUGAAAGGGAAGAAAACUCACAGAGACAGACAGUGGACCAUGGCUGAUUCUAUGACUGGUUGGGAUGGUGAUGGCGACCACAGAUGACCCAUGGUUUCUCUGAGUCCCUUUAGUAAGAGAUUAUGUUGUCCAGUUAUGAUGGGCAUGCUUAAAAUCUCGGUCUGGUUCUGUUGUGUGUCCCGUAGCCCAGCUAGCUAAGCUUCCCUGUCACAGGAGACCAGUGUCGCAAAAGAAAGAUUCACUAUGGACAUUCAUGAAGCAAAGACUACCUUAGGCUCAGAGCAUAAAUAAAAAAACUUUGGUUGCAUGAAUUGCUGUCCAUACCAGUUCUUACUCAACCUCCCAGUUCUCGACAGUUUGAAGAGACAACAUCUGCUAGUUCUGGCAUACAGGGGAUGUUGUCCUCUUUACAACUUAUUACUGCAUAAAAUCUGUUUAAGGACCAGGCCAAUUCCUAAUUAAAAUAUAGGGUCCAUAGAGAAAGGGACUCUUAGAUAUGCAAAUACACACACACACACACACACACACACACACACACACAUAUAUAUAUAUAUAUAUAUUCUCACUUAAAAGUUAAGAGUUACUUUGCAAAUUAAAAUAGAAGGUUGUUCCCUUGGUAGUCUUUAAAAACUAAGAUUGGAAAGAACCAGGGUGAGACUUUUGUUUCUUUUUGUAUAUUUCUCAGAUGCCCAGUGACUAAUAACUAUCCCUGUAUAUAUUAUAAAUAAAUCACAGUGGAAUAAUUAAGGGAAGGAAUUUUGCAUGUAUAAAGCCUCAUGAAAUUCUCCUUAAAAAUACCAAAGCCUGUUCAUCCCUUAUGAUUAACCCAAUUCCUUAUGAAAAUAAACAAAAGGAAGAGAUUAUGAUGGGUAUUGCCAAUAAAUAAAUAAAUUUUUUUAAAAAGCCAAAUGAAACAAAGGGGCCUGAGUUCAAUAAUUGCUAAUGCAACAUAACUAGGAAAGCAUGCUUUUUUUUUUUUUUGGUACUUAAAACCCAUGGUCUCUCUCCUUCCUUUGAUUUGCUGUAACCCUGUCUUCCACAACUCCAGGACCCUUCAAUUAAGGGUAGGUUCCAGCCACAGGCCUACUUUUUGUUUUAUUCUUUGCUCAUUGUUUACCAUGGGUGUAUUUUAAUCUUGUAUAAAUAUGCAUGCAUAAGCCAUGCACAUAUAUACAUUCUGUAUUCAACAAGUGGU
Erinaceus europaeus (western European hedgehog) is the source of this 5527-nucleotide messenger RNA. It is a transcript of the gene RNF144A, whose product is annotated as ring finger protein 144A. The coding region runs from base 415 to 1293 and encodes 292 amino acids. NCBI's taxonomy places the organism in Eukaryota, Metazoa, Chordata, Mammalia, Eulipotyphla, Erinaceidae. Gene Ontology annotation, molecular function: ubiquitin protein ligase activity; zinc ion binding; ubiquitin conjugating enzyme binding. Gene Ontology annotation, biological process: positive regulation of proteasomal ubiquitin-dependent protein catabolic process; protein polyubiquitination; ubiquitin-dependent protein catabolic process. The transcript is spliced from 9 exons. The record is from RefSeq and is a predicted model, not a curated record. Gene Ontology annotation, cellular component: cytoplasm; Golgi apparatus; ubiquitin ligase complex.